GCUGCUCUGGCUUCUACGUCGUUGCAGUUGGUUAAAAUUAAGUUUGCGUUGCAUUUUGGUGUUAAAUAUGCUUGAAUUGUUGUCAAUGCCGUGAUCAAACAGUGUCCAGUGCCACAAGUGCUUGGCAAAAAUGUAAAUGCUACAGUUUUGAUAGCAAAACGCGUAUAAAAUUCCAUGAACGCCAAACGAAAAAAAUCUUCCGAAUCGAACAAUUCAAACAUACACAUAGUGCCGCACCGUUCACACCGAAGCGCUGAUAUAGUACCGCAGUGAGUGCGAGCGAGCCAAGCAGUCGUGUGCGCAGAUAACAUAUAUUUGUGUACCUACCUCUCUUGAAGUGAAAAGCAGAGAAGCGGAAAUGAGUGAAACGACGGCGACAAAACCAAACCCAAACGAUGUAGCCAAGCUUGAAGAUCAGCGGCAUGUGGCAAGUGUUAAGACAUCCAAAGUGAGCGAGCCAGAAGCAACAACAACUCCCAUGGACACGGAUAAAGUGCAGGCCCAAGACCAAGAUCAUGGCUUGUGUGUAAAGCAGUUAAGUUGCGCAGCGAGCACCGAGGAUAUCAAUACGUUGACGCCGUCGACUCCAUCACAGACGCCGCCACAGCUGCUGGCGGCUGAGACGACGACCACAAGCACAACCACAAAAACGGCAACAGCGUCAAGUGCUGCUGCCACGGGUGCAGCAGCAGCGGUAGUAACAGCAGCAGCAGCCAUACCCGAGAAUAUAUUAUCACCGCCCAAGUCCGAAACACAAACGGAUGAGACGAAUACGGCCACAUCGACGUCAUGCUCACCAGCUUCUGAAGGUCAGUGCUCGCCGAAAGCAAGAGCAGAGCAACCGAAACAGAAGCAUCAGCAGCAGAAGCAGCAGACACCAACAAAAAGGGAAACAACUCCAAAGCAGGAGCUGGCACAAGAUCAGGCGGAAACAACUGUCAACGGCACCAUACCAAAGACGGGCAAACCGCUUGUAACGGCGCUUAACAAGAAACUAAACAAGUCGGCCUCCACAUCACCGCGUGCGUCGCGUGCGCGCAAGCCAAAAGCCUUGCCCAUGUACGAAAGCGAGAUCAGUGACAACAAGACGGGCAUCAAGCUGUGCAUAAAAAAGUCGGAUGCGAUUACGGCCGAGUUGGCAGUGGGCACAUCGACAGUCGCAUCCCCAGCGCUGCCAGCUCCAAGAUCAGUAGCUGCAUCGAAGCCAGCACGUAAACGCGUUCGGAAACCAAAGCCCCAGGAUAGCGAUGAGGGCGAGUACGAACCGCGGAAGAAAAAAGCGGGCGGCGGAAGCAGCAAUAACGGCCAGAAGAAGUCAUCGACGAGCACCUCAGUUCAGGCAGAGGACGAUGACGAGCCAGGCGAGCAGAGUGUGUGGGCUGAAAAGUUACCUGAAGAAGUACUCUUUCGUAUUUUUGAACAUGUUAUCGAUACGGAGGGCUGUUUGCCCACACUAUUUAAGCUGGGGCGCGUGUGCUCGUUGUGGCGACAGGUCUCACUGAGGCCAGUGCUGUGGCGCACAAUGGACUUGACCACUUGGAUAAAGGAAAAGUAUCGUACAGAACUCAAACUCAAGUGGUUUGUGGACAAUCGCUGUAGUGCCUGUACCGAAUUGAAUGUUUCAAAUUUUAAGAUAUCAGACAUCAAUUGCUUUCUAGCAAAACUGUCUAAUGGCUGUCCGAAUCUAACGGGUAUUACGUUAUCUGGUUGGAAAGGUUUCUUUUCGGAUCAUUUGUCAUUUCUGGUCGACAAUAUGAAAAAAUUACAGCGUUUAGACUUGAGCUCCAUCAAUGUCGAAAUGAAUGCUAGCAAGAGUGCUGUGGGCGUUAACUCUCUCUGCAGUGCAUUGCAGACAAUGGGAACUCGCUUGACCCAUCUCUACUUGGCACACAACCGUCUGGCGGGAAUACCCAAUAUUGUCAGCGUACUUGCGGCGCACUGCCCAAACUUGGAGCUCUUAGAUCUCUCAAACGUGACCACACAGGCAACAUCGCACGGCGUGCUGUACAUCGAGAAGCUGCAGCAUGGCUGCCAGAAGCUGAAGGUGCUCCGUGUAACCAACUCACAUAUAACACCAAGCACGGCCAGCAUGCAGGAGAUUAUGGACUCGCCCGGAUUUCCCAAUCUCGAGGAGCUAUCCGUGGCCGCUCUAACCGAUGAAUCCCGCAUCAUAGGUGAUGAUCAUUUGCAGCGCAUAUUGAAAAGCAGCUCCAAGCUGAAGCUGCUGGAUGUGCGCAAUUGUACACGUCUGACGCACGAGAGUCUUAUUCGGCUGCCAGCAUGGGAUAUCAAGCAUUUAUUCCUAUCGGGCUGCUCAGUCACUCGUGAUAUGGGAUCUGGUCUCGAACUCAUUGCGUCCAAGUGGGCGCACAGUCUCAUUGAACUGGACCUGGCGUGGGCAAAUGUCCAGCAUCCCAUUGAUAAUGCUUUGCGUGCGCUUGCCGAGAAGGGCAGCGAGAGUCCAUUGGCGCACUUGAAUCUGUGCGGCUCAUCAGUUUCGGAGGAGGCAGUCAAGGAAAUACUCACGAAUUGUGUGCACAUGAGCUCAAUUAAUCUAGCAUCGUGCCGCGGCUUGCCACGCGGCGUUAAGCGCCUUAUGCAGGGACCACAGGAGCUGCGCGAACUGCGCGAUGUGCUCGGCGUGGAAAUGAAAGUGCAGUAGAGUAUAUAGAGAGAUAGAGACAGCAGUCAGUGCAGCGCAGUGCAGUGUGUAGCAGCUACUACUACUAAAUUCAAAUCUGACAACAACCUGCAGUUUGAAUCGAAUUGGUAAACGUUGCAUCCUUCACUUAGUUUAGUGUUGUGGCUGUUGCACGACCACAAUAAUGCAAUAGUUGAAAUCGAAAUCGAAAUCGCUUCGCAUCUUCCAAUCAUGCUUAUAAUUGUUUCUUGGUCCGCACCCUUGUGUUUUGUAAAUGCAAUAUGUAUUCAUAAUUUAGUUGUUUCAAGUUUUUCGGCGCAAUAAUUAUGAACGUUGAAAAAAAUCGUAAACUAUAUACAGUGAUGAUUAGAUGAUUUUUGUUUUUUAUGUCAUAUAUAUAUAUAUUGAUUAGAAUGUACGUAGUUAAGCCACUGAUGACCACUGUAUGUUUGUAAAGUAUGUGUGCAUAUUUAAGAUUAAGUUUACAAAGUAAUUUGUAUGUUUUUUGCAAUACAAAAAAAUGAUUAACAAUAAACGUAGUCGUCAAUUCAA
This is a messenger RNA of Drosophila grimshawi, 3193 nucleotides long. RefSeq names its product F-box/LRR-repeat protein 6 (gene Fbl6). Gene Ontology annotation, cellular component: SCF ubiquitin ligase complex. Gene Ontology annotation, molecular function: protein binding. The transcript is spliced from 9 exons. The record is from RefSeq and is a predicted model, not a curated record. NCBI's taxonomy places the organism in Eukaryota, Metazoa, Arthropoda, Insecta, Diptera, Drosophilidae. Gene Ontology annotation, biological process: SCF-dependent proteasomal ubiquitin-dependent protein catabolic process. The coding region runs from base 359 to 2662 and encodes 767 amino acids.